Molecule: messenger RNA, 984 nt
Organism: Acanthamoeba castellanii str. Neff
Lineage: Eukaryota; Discosea; Longamoebia; Acanthamoebidae
Product: isopentenyltransferase
Exons: 8
Coding region: 1-984 (327 amino acids)
Biological process (GO): tRNA modification
Molecular function (GO): tRNA dimethylallyltransferase activity
Source: RefSeq, a predicted model, not a curated record
AUGGACGUCGGCACGGACAAAGUCAGCGCUGCCGAACGUAAGCGAAUCCCGCACCACCUCAUCGAUCUGGUGUCGCCUCACGAAGCCUUCAGCGCCUUCCAGUUCUGGGAGCACGCACACAACGCCACACACGACAUUCUCUCGCGAGGCAAAGUGCCGAUCGUGGUGGGCGGGUGUGGGUUCUACUUGAGCUGGUACCUCCACAAGACGUCCCGCCCUGACCACACCACGAAGGCCCCGCCAGAGGUCGUCCGCAAAAUCAAGAAGGUCAUCGACGACGACCAAGGCGACUGCGCAGAGCCGUCCACAUCAGCCAGCGUGGAGGCCAUAGAUCCGGCGUUUGCGGCGACCAUUCCCGUCAACGACCUCUAUCGCAUCACCCGCGCCCUCGAAAUUCAUGCCGUUACCGGUCUCCCGCCUUCCAGCUUCGCCUCUGAACGACUCGCUCCCUGGGAAACAUCGCUCGAUUUCCGGUGCGUCUACUUCACAACUUCCGACUCGCUCGCUGCCAAGACGCGCAUCGACCUACGCGGACUGGAGGUGGACAGCACGCCAGCCAAAGCCAUCGGCUACUCCGAGGCCAUAUCUUUUCUCCUCUACGCUCCGCUAGAGCAUCUGGGCGACAGCUUUACCGACUUUUUGACCAUCUUUCAGAACUCGUCGAGGAAGUACGGAAGACGCCAGAAGACAUGGUUCCGGCGGGAACCCCUCUUCCACCAUUGGCUGUACAGGAACGAAAUGGGCGUUGAGGACCAACUGCGAAGGGUGACCGACCUCUACUCCUUGCCGUUUGCAGAGUACAUGGACACGUUCGAUUGGGAUGGCUACCUCAACAAGAUGACCAAGGAUUACAACCAGAAGAUGCCUACCUACGCCCCCAAGUUGCAGCUGUUCUCCACGGCCUCCUCUCGAGACAGCUUUAUCGCCUCUCUGGCGCCCUCCAUCGCCAAUCUUCGCCAGUGGAAAACGGCGCGUCCUAAUUAA